UUUUUGACAAAAAAAUGGGUUGUUUUGGGUAAAAAAGAUGCAUCACAUUACGAGGUCGUUGAACCCCUACCCUCAUAUGGUCGAGGAAUUGAACUUCCCGGAGGAAGGUAUAGAAGCUUAAUAAAUGGAUAUAUGUUGGACGAUGUGGUAAUAACAGGUGAUAAUGGAACCAUUGACGGACAAGGCUCGGUUUGGUGGGAUUGGUUCACCUCACAUACCUUAAAUUAUAGCCGACCUCAUCUUGUUGAAUUUAUUGAUUCCAAGGAUAUUGUAGUGUCAAACCUAACUUUCCUCAAUGCUCCCGCAUUUAAUAUUCAUCCUGUCUAUUGUAGCAAUGUGCAUGUUCAGAAAAUUUCAGUCUACGCUCCACCAGAAUCACCUUACACUAUUGGCAUUGUACCAGAUUCUUCAGAUAUAAUAUGCAUAAAGAACUGUAGCAUUAGCACCAGUUAUGAUGCCAUUGCACUUGAGAGCGGUUGGGAUGAGUAUGGGAUUGCGUAUGGCAGGCCCACAACAAGCAUACACAUCAAACAAGUACACCUUCAAGCAUCUUCCGGUUCUGCUCUCGCUUUUGGUAUCCCAAUGCCUUACCCAUUUUGAAUCAGAUCACCUUGAAGAACGUGAUUGGCACGAACAUCACGGUCGCUGGAAACUUCACCGGUAUUCAAGAAUCUCCAUUCACUUACAUAUGCCUAUCAAAUAUUUCAUUACCAAUUGUUGCUUGCUCUUCUACUUAUUGGGUAUGUUCAAAUGUUUUGGGGUUCUCUCAAUUUGUGUUCCCUAAACCGUGUCCGGACCUUGACAGCUCGUUAUCAAAUUCUUCCUCCUUUGCUUGUUUUUCUCUACUGAGUUCCUAUGGUCAGGCUGCAGCUUUAAGAUAACCAUUUUCCGUACACCAAAAGGCUGAAAUUGUUUCGCUGACUAUGUCAGAUUCUUUCCAAUAAGACAUUUUUCACCUUGUGCCGCUUUGAAUUCUUGAAUGUUACAAUUUGCAGAUUUUGUACAGUACAUCCUCAUUUCUUCAUUCAUGUGUAAGGAAUUUUUGGUAGUUGAUUAUUUAUUCUGAAUUUGGUGCAUUACAUUAUAUUCCAUUGUAAACCUUAGAUGAAUAAUAUUGUGUUAGAUGUGAAAGCAGGGAUUAUGUGAUUGGUAUUAAGGGUGUUUUAGUUGUCCAACUAUAAAUAGAGUACAACCAAACCUAG
Camellia sinensis is the source of this 1202-nucleotide messenger RNA. The record is from RefSeq and is a predicted model, not a curated record. Lineage: Eukaryota; Viridiplantae; Streptophyta; Magnoliopsida; Ericales; Theaceae.